AUAGCGCCGCCAUAGGACUUUGUUCGAGCGUUGGGUUGCAGAGCUUAUGUUCUCCUUCGUCAAGCAUGAAGCUUUCCGGAGAAUGACGGCAAAAUCAACCGUCACCCUUGUCUUCAAACAAUUUCCCCCUUACAAUUUCAAGCUUCAUCCCUUCAAUUUUUCGACCCAAAAUCUUCAAAAUCGGGAAAGUUUCGACUCUGCUAGAACCCAAAAAAGCGGUAAGUUUCUCGUCUACUGCAACUCCCAGAUCACAAAACUUGGAAGGAAUGGGUGUAUUAAGGAAGCAGAGUCCGUUUUCAAUCGUAUGCCUCAUAAGAGCACCGUCUCCUGGACUGCUAUGCUCACUGCAUACGCUGAAAACGGCGAAAUAAAUAAAGCCCAGGAAGUGUUCGACAAAAUGCCGGACCGAAGUAUUGCAUCCUAUAAUGCGAUGAUUACGGCUUAUCAUCGGAGGAACAUGGUAAAUGAGGCUUUUGAGUUGUUUUCUAGCAUGCCUCAGCGUAAUUCUGUUUCCUAUGCUACCAUGAUCACUGGGUUUGUGCGUGUUGGAAUGUUUGAGAUGGCCGAAAAGUUGCAUUGGGAAAAUCCGGGUAUGGUGUCGUCUAAUGUGUUAAUCAAUGGGUAUUUGAAGGCGAGGAGAAUAGAAGAUGCGGUUCGGAUCUUUGAUGGCAUGGAAGAAAAAGGCGUGGUUUCUUGGAGCUCCAUGAUUGAUGGUCUCUGCAAAGUUGGGAAGAUUGUUGGUGCUAGAAAGCUGUUUGACAAAAUGCUUGAAAGAAAUGUGGUUACUUGGACAACAAUGAUUAAUGGGUAUAUGAAGAUGGGAAAUUUUAAAGAUGGUUUCACAUUGUUUCUAAAUAUGAGAAGGGAAAGGGUGGAGGUUAAUGCAACUACCUUGACUGUUUUGUUUGAAGCCUGUGGUUGUUUGGAUCGAUAUAGAGAAGGAAUUCAGAUCCAUGGAUUGGUUCUGUCCUUGGGGCUCGAUUUCGAUGCUUAUCUAGCCAAUUCUAUGAUCGCGAUGUAUUCUAGAUGUCAUUCUAUUAAUGCAGCUGCUACGAUAUUUGAUUUAAUGGUUCAGAAAGAUAUAGUUACAUGGAAUUCUUUGAUUGCAGGUUAUGUUCAAUCCGGGGACAUCGAAAAAGCUUUCUUGCUAUUCGAGAAUAUGCCACAAAAGGACGUCGUUUCCUGGACAACUUUGAUUUCUGGAUUUGCCAGCAAGGGGAUGAUUGAUAAAUCCAUUGGUUUGUUUCAAAUGAUGCCUGAGAAGGAUGAUAUUGCUUGGACUGCUGUAAUUUCAGGGCUCGUGAGCAAUGAGGAAUAUGAGACAGCUUUCCAUUGGUUUAUUGAGAUGCUUCAGAAAGCAAUCAAGCCAAAUCCACUCACUUUGAGCUGUGUGCUUAGUGCUGCCGCAGGUGUAGCAAUAUUAAGCCAAGGGUUGCAGUUCCAUGCACUUGUGACAAAGAUGAGUAUGGAAUAUGAUUUAUCAAUCCAAAACUCUCUAGUUUCUAUGUAUUCAAAGUGUGGAAAUGUGGGUGAUGCAUUGAGGAUGUUCUAUUAUAUUGAGGCUCCUAAUGUUGUUACUUACAAUUCCAUUAUCACUGGGCUAGCUCAGAAUGGACUUGGGAAAGAAUCACUGAAGUUAUUCACGAAAAUGCAGGACGAAUACCUGGAACCUAAUCAGAUCACGUUUCUAGGCGUUCUUUCAGCAUGCGUUCAUGUGGGAUUUGUGGAAGAGGGAUGGAGAUACUUUAAUCUAAUGAGUUCAUUGUAUAAUAUUCAACCUCAGGUAGAUCACUAUGCGUGCAUGGUUGAUCUUCUUUGCCGAGCUGGGAGAUUCAAUGAAGCAGUUGAUUUGAUUUCUUCUAUGCCAUUUGAUCCUCACGAGGGUGUUUGGGGAGCAAUGCUUGGAGCAAGCUGGACCCAUCUGCGUCUUGAUGUUGCAGAGCUUGCAGCUCAUAAUCUCUUUGAACUGGAACCUAAUAGUGCAACACCUUACGUGAUUUUAUCUAAUUUACACUCUGUUUCAGGUGAUAAGCGGAAAGAUGAGGUUAUAAGGUCGAUGAAGAUAUCGAAAGGGAUAAAGAAGAGUCCAGGUUGUAGUUGGAUAAUAGUUAAGGAUAAAAUCCAUCUGUUCUAUGCAGGAGAUCGAUCCCACAAAGACAUCGAAGAGAUGACGGAAAUUAUACACGCAUUGGCAGCAGAAAUAGGAGAUUCGAUCAGGCUUAGAGAGACGACUUGAGAUUUUCUCGGUCGUUGAUUGGGGUUUUGAUAGGGGUUGGACGGCUCCUGGAACUGACAAAAAAGAAGAAGAGAAUGAGAGCAAAACAGAAAGAAAAGAAAAGAGACCAUAAAGUCCAGACGAAGACAGAGUUU
Cucurbita moschata (crookneck pumpkin) is the source of this 2370-nucleotide messenger RNA. RefSeq names its product pentatricopeptide repeat-containing protein At1g53600, mitochondrial. The transcript has a single exon. The coding region runs from base 47 to 2236 and encodes 729 amino acids. Gene Ontology annotation, biological process: RNA modification. Gene Ontology annotation, molecular function: protein binding; RNA binding. Lineage: Eukaryota; Viridiplantae; Streptophyta; Magnoliopsida; Cucurbitales; Cucurbitaceae. The record is from RefSeq and is a predicted model, not a curated record.